Molecule: messenger RNA, 7681 nt
Organism: Ctenopharyngodon idella (grass carp)
Lineage: Eukaryota; Metazoa; Chordata; Actinopteri; Cypriniformes; Xenocyprididae
Product: kinase D-interacting substrate of 220 kDa B-like
Exons: 31
Coding region: 686-5821 (1711 amino acids)
Molecular function (GO): protein binding
Source: RefSeq, a predicted model, not a curated record
GCGCUGCAAAAUAAACAGCGUAUGAGAAUUACACAGAAGAGAAGAUAUUGUUGAAUAAAGUCUUUAUUUUUUUUUUGCCUUUGCGCACAAAAAGUAUUCUCGUCGCUUCAUAACCACUGCAGUCACGUUGACUGUUUUAACGAUGUCUUUAGUACCUUUCUGGACCUUGAAAGUGGUGGUUAAAUUGCUGUUUAUGGACGAGUCAAGCCUAUACCUGUCAGAUUUCAUCAAAAAUAUCUUAAUUUGUGUUCCGAAGAUGAACGAGUCUUAUGGGUGUGGAACGACAUGAGGGUGAGUAAUUAAUGACAGAAUUUUAAUUUUGGGAGAACUAAACCUUUAAUGAGAAAAUGACACAUAAAUGUUGUAAAUUUGGUCUGUCAAAACAUGGGCGUCUCUGUGUCCUCCAGUGGGCGUGUUUUGCACGCAGUGGGUGUGGACAUGUCUUAAUUUUAAUUUCAGCCACACCCCUGUUCCCACAAAAUGGCUGUGGUGUAACGCAAGACUGCCUCCAGACAAAAAAGGUUAUGGAAAGCAACAGAGAAAUGUAAAUUUUAUCGAAUUACUUGGACCUUCUAGCAGUGGCAUGUAAGUUACCAUUUGGAAUUAUGUAAACAAACUGACGUGUUUUAAAACGCGAGCUCCUGUCAACUAAUUUGAAAUUUUCACUGGAGUUCCUAAUACAGCCAUGGACGUGAGCACCUCUCUGAAGAUGAGCUCCCUGACCACCCAGAGUCUGUUCAGCUAUGUGGAGGAGGAGAACCUUUCGGCCAUCAAAGCUCAUCUGGACAAGUACAGAGAGGUGGACACCAGAAGUGAAAAUGGCCAGACUGCUCUCAUGGUGGCGUCAGAGCAGGGCAGCCUGGAGAUCGUGCAGGAGCUCAUCCGGAGGGGAGCAAACGUGAAUUUGGAUGAUAUUGAUAGCUGGACAGCACUGAUUUCAGCUGCUAAAGAGGGACACACUGAAGUGGUGAAGGAACUCCUGGAGAACAAUGCCAAUGUGGAGCAUCGAGACAUGGGCGGCUGGAGUGCGCUCAUGUGGGCUGCUUAUAAGGGUCGUGUGGAGGUGGCACAUCUACUGCUGGAGAAGGGAGCAAAUCCAAACAUCACUGGACAGUACAGUGUUUACCCCGUCAUAUGGGCAGCAGGAAGAGGCCAUGCGGAGAUUGUUCAGCUGCUGCUUCAGCAUGGAGCCAAAGUCAACUGCUCUGACAAGUAUGGCACUACACCUCUGAUCUGGGCUGCCAGAAAAGGCCAUUAUGACUGUGUGAUGCACCUGCUGGAGAACGGUGCCAAUGUGGACCAGGAAGGAGCGAACUCGAUGACUGCACUGAUUGUGGCUGUGCGCGGUGGAUUCACUGAGGUGGUGAAGGAGCUGCUCAAGAGAAACCCCAACAUGAAUAUGACUGAUAAAGAUGGCAACACGGCACUGAUGAUCGCUGCUAUAGAGGGAUACACUGAGAUCGUCCAAGACCUAUUGGACGCGGGCACAUAUGUUAACAUCCCUGACCGGAGUGGCGAUACUGUCCUUAUCGGAGCCGUCAGAGGAGGUCAUGUGGAGAUCGUCCGAGCUUUGCUUAAUAAAUAUGCUGAUAUUGAUGUCAAAGGCCAGGACGGGAAGACUGCCCUGUACUGGGCUGUGGAGAAAGGUAACGCAACCAUGGUACGAGACAUCCUGCAAUGCAACCCUGAUACUGAGGCCUACACUAAGGAUGCAGAGACUCCUCUCAUAAAAGCCACCAAGAUGAGAAACAUGGAAAUUGUGGAGCUUCUUUUGGACAAAGGAGCCAAAGUGUCAGCAGUGGACAAGAAAGGUGACACAGCCCUGCAUAUCGCCAUUCGUGGAAGAAGCCGUAAACUCGCCGAGCUGCUCUUGAGGAACCCCAAAGAUGGUCGUCUGCUCUACCGACCCAACAAAGAGGGAGAGACACCUUACAACAUUGACUGCACGCACCAGAAAAGCAUCCUCACACAGAUAUUUGGAGCCAAGCACCUGUCUCCCUCUGAGUGUGACGGGGACAUGCUGGGUUAUGACCUGUACAGCAGCGCUCUGGCGGACAUCUUGAGUGAGCCCACCAUGCAGCCGCCCAUCUGUGUAGGGCUUUACGCUCAGUGGGGUAGCGGCAAGUCCUUCCUGCUUAAGAAACUGGAGGAUGAGAUGAAGACGUUUGCCGGGCAGCAGGUGGAGCCGUUGUUCCAGUUCUCAUGGCUGGUGGUGGUUCUGACUCUGCUGCUUUGUGGAUCUGUGGCUCUGGUCCUCGGCUUCGCUGUUGACACAAAGCUGGCCAUCGCUGUGGCCCUCAGCCUGCUCACCCUUCUGUAUAUCUUCUUUGUGUUGGUGUACUUUGGUGGGAGAAAAGGAGGGGAAAGUUGGAGUUGGGCCUGGGUCCUCAGCACCAGACUGGCCCGCCACAUCGGCUACUUGGAGCUGCUUCUCAAACUCAUGUUCGUCAAUCCUCCCGAGCUUCCGGAACAGACCACGAAAGCCCUGCCUGUCAGGUUUCUGUUCACAGACUAUAACCGUCUGUCGAGUGUGGGAGGGGAGACGUCCAUGGCUGAAAUGAUAGCCACGCUGUCCGAUGCCUGCGAGAGAGAGUUUGGCUUCUUGGCCACCAGACUUUUUAGGGUCUUCAAACAUGACGAAACUCAAGGAAAGAAGUGGAAGAAGACCUGUUGCGUCCCCUCCUUUGUGCUCUUUGUGUUGACAUCGGGCUGUCUGAUCACAGGCAUGACCCUGCUGGCCAUCUUCAAGGUGGACGGGGAGAACCUCACGGUGAACACUGUUCUGAUCGCCAUGGCUAGCGUGGUGGGUCUGGCCGUGCUUCUGAACUGUCGGACCUGGUGGCAGGUGGCAGACUCUGUGCUGCACUCUCAGAGGAGGAGGCUACUCAACGCUGCCAACAGCAUGCACAAGCUCAAGAGUGAGGGAUUCAUGAAGGUUUUGAAGUGUGAAGUGGAACUCAUGGCUAAAAUGGCUAAAACCAUUGAUGGCUUCACUCAGAAUCAGACCCGACUAGCUGUCAUCAUCGAUGGCCUGGAUUCCUGUGAGCAGGACAAAGUACUACAGAUGCUCGACACGGUUCGAGUGCUCUUUUCCAAAGGCCCCUUCAUCUCCAUCUUUGCCAGCGACCCUCAUAUCAUUAUCAAGGCCAUAAACCAGAACCUCAACAGUGUGCUACGUGACUCCAACAUCAAUGGCCAUGACUACAUGCGAAACAUCAUUCACCUGCCCGUGUUCCUCAACAGUCGCGGCCUCAGCACCACCAAGAGACUCUGCAUUUCUACACCAGCCAAUGCGGAUCAACUGAACUCUGAUGUAUGGCAAGAGGACAUGGACAGGAAGUUGUCUCAGAACAGUCUCGGCGAGCAGGGCAGGCAGGGCAGUAAAACAGCGCUGAACCGCCGGGACACUUACCGCAGGAGGCAGAUGCAGCGCUCCGUUACACGGCAGAUGUCCUUUGACCUGACCAAGCUGCUGGUCACCGAAGACUGGUUCAGUGACAUCAGCCCUCAGACCAUGAGGAGACUGCUCAACAUAGUGUCAGUCACCGGUCGCCUACUUAGAGCCAAUCAGAUAAUCUUUAACUGGGAUCGGCUGGCAUCUUGGAUCAACCUGACGGAGGAGUGGCCAUACCGCACAUCCUGGAUCAUUCUCUUCCUGGAGGAAACUGAUGGAGUCUCAGACCAGGUCACACUGAAGGCCAUUUAUGAGAGGAUUUCUAAAAACAUCCCCACCACUAAAGAUGUGGAGCCUUUGUUGGAGAUCGAUGGCGAUAUUCGCAGUUUUGAGGUGUUUCUCUCAUCGCACACCCCUGUUCUCACCGCUCGUGAUGUGGAGAUGUUCCUGCCCUGUACUGUCAACCUGGAUCCCAAACUAAGGGAGAUCAUCGCAGAUGUACGAGAUGCACGAGAGCAGAUGCACCUCGGAGGAGUCAGCUAUCCCCCACUGCCCCUGCAAGAUGCUUCGGUACGGCCGCACUCUGCAUUUGGGCAGCACUCUUUGGCCUGCUCUCCCACGGGCUCUUUCCCUGGGCCUUUCCCCUCUGCUGGAGUGCUGCCAGCCGCUCAACCCCACAGCAGCUACUUUAGUGGGCUUACGGGACCCCAACACCCCUUCUACAACCGGCCGUACUUCCCUCAUCAUGUUUAUCACCUGCCCCGACAUUACCCUGGCAACCCCCAUCACACCCCUUCACGCCCUACUACUAAACUCCAUAAGGACCCAAGUCUGGGACUAGAUGUAAUCAGAGAGGACUCCAAUGAGGGUCUUCCCUCUCCUACAUCCCCCUCUAUGAUCAAAUCUCAGCCCUUCAGAAUGAAGCAGGGCUCUGGUUCUGUGGUUUCUAGUGGAGCUCAGGUCCUCCUCAGUUCUCUUAGCAUUGAUGGAGUGUGUGAGAAGCUCAGACAGAUCCAGGGCCUGGACUCCAGCAUGCUGGAACAGUACAUCGGCACAAUCAAAAAGGCCAACGUGAACGGUCGGGUUCUGUCUCAGUGCAACCUUGAUGAGCUCAAGAAGGAAAUGAACAUGAACUUUGGAGAUUGGCAUCUCUUCAGGUCCAUGGUUCUAGAGCAGCGUCAUGUGGAGAACCAGCUGCUGCAUGAUGAAUCAGGAGCGUGCAGCGAGCAGGGCAGCAGCGUGUUGAUUCAACCCCAACCCCAUAGACCCUCUGAAGCGCCACAAGACGUGACCAUCAACCCAGAAAACUUCGCGUACAGCCUCAACCUAAGCUUUGAAGAGCUCAGCGGUGUGGGGCUGGAGGAGCCCUCCAGACAACACAAUGCCCACUGGCUGGCCAACACUCACCGGACACCCAGUGUAUCUAGCCUGAAUUCUCAGGAAUCUUCCAACGACAUCUGUAGGCUGACCGACAAGCAGCAGGCCGAGUAUCACAAUGCUUACCAGGAGUACAUCUCCCACAUGUCCCAGCUGGAGGUGUCUGCUGCUGGACGAGAGAGUCCCGCUCAGCUCCUCUCAGCCAGCUCAGAGGAUAAGACUAAGGAAGGUGAGCAAGACUGGCGCAAACCCUAUGCCAAAAAUGGCUCCAAACCCGCAGACACUAUGGCAGCCUUGUCCUCUGCCCCGGACGGUGGUCUUCUACACCCCAUUACAGAGGAGGAUGAGCACGGGUCUGCCUCUAAAAUCACACCCAGACGCAAGACCAAAGGCCAGGGGCCUUGCUACCACAGCGUGCCGAGCGAUGAAGAAGACUCAGGGGAUGAGGAGACCGACGCCACCCCGCUGCUGAGAGAGGAACCCUGGGCCGCCGAACCAGAUCUAGGCCUCUUAGCUAAAGGGAAGAGCUUCGUCUCAGACAUCAUGCUGGAUAAGAAAUCAUCGGACUCCGGAGUGAGGUCCAGCAGGAGCUCAUCCGACCACUCUCUACAAGACGAGGAGAGCGAAACAGCCCAGGAGAUGGAGGAGAAGAAAGAAGAAGAGGCCCAUCUUAUCGAACUGGUUCUUGAAAGCCCGGUUAAAAAGCGAGUCUUACCGCACAGGCUGGGCAACCUUCAAGACGAGGCCGUGGCCCGGAUGUCCAUCUGCUCUGACGCUCUGUCUGACAGCAGUACACCUGAGGAGACCUGGCCCGCUUCAGCCGUGAGUAACCUCAACUGCUCAACCGACAACGCUGCGCUCAACAACAACAUCAACAACAGCACCCAGCAGGAGAUCUCCGGCUCCACUGACUGCCCCACAAUCAUUAUCAGACCAGGAUCCAGCACAGACACCACCACACUGCCCAACCAGAACCUGCGUGGAGUCCAACGCAAGAGCUCCACCGGUCCCACCACCGAUGCCGCUGAGGAACGAGAGAGUGUCCUCUGAGCGCAACCAGGUUUAUUUAACUCAAGGACGCCUAAUUCUGUUCCUGGAGAUCUACGUUCCUGUAGACUUCAGUUCCAACUCCAUUGAUAGAUGGCUGCUUCGGGUGCAUUUGAUCAGGGUUGGAGCUGAACUUUGCAGGAAUGUAGGGUGAAUUCAGGGUGAUUGGGACACUUUUUGCUAUUGAAAAGUGUCCCAUUCAACCUGAAUUUACCCCUACAUCUCCAAGAACAGAAUUUGUCACCUCUGCUUUAACUGCUGAAGGUUAAAUUACUGUAAAACUUCGUUCAUGCGCUGUUACUGCACAUUGUCAUGGUGUUCAUUCAGAUUAGAAUACUUUUCAUAGUUAACACAUAAGCUCAGCUAUAACUGCAAAAUCACUUUCUUAAUCAGUAUUUUUGCUUAGUUUUGCAUACAAAAUGUUUAAAGGUUCAUAAAACAAGAAAUUGACAAUUAUAACAGUAAAAUAAGUUAUUUUAGCAUAAAUCUAGCCUAAAAUGUAUGGUUUUUAAAGGUAUUGGUAUACUUUACAAUAAGGUUUCAUUUGUUUACAUUAGUUAAUGUAUUAAUUAACAUGAACUAACCAUGAGCAAUACAUUUGUUGUUACAGUAUUUAUUAAUUUUUGGUAAUGUUAUUUAAUAAAAAUCCAGCUGUUCAUAGUUUGUUCAUGUUAGUUCACGGUCUAUUAGCUAAUGUUAACAAAUACAACUUCUGAUUUUAAUAAUGUAUUAGUAAAUGUUGAAAUUAACACUUUACAAUAAGGCUCAUUAGUUAACAUGAACUAAUAAUGAACUGCAUUUCUACAGCAUUUAUUAAUCUUUGUUAAUGUUAAUUUCAACAUUUACCAUUAUAUUAUUAAAAUCAAGAGUAACAUUAGUUAAUGCACCGUGACCAAACAAUGAACUGCUGUAUUUUUAUUAACUAACGUUAACAAAGAUUAACAAAUACAGUAACAAAUGAUUAUGGUCAUGGUUAUUUCAUGUUAGUUAAUACAUAAACUAAUGUUAACAAAUGAACCUUAUUGCAAAGUGUUUAAGGUUUUUUACUUUUCAAUUCAGCAAUUCAGGAAAAUAAUUAUGGUAACUAACAAUGAAAAAUGUUAAUUUAGGUUAAUGUUCACUUUUGCAUAUACAUGUUUAAUUGAACAUGAAUUACAACAAUGACCAAUAGUGUAUUUAUAAAUUAAUAUUAAUCUAAAUUAAUUCAGUGUUAAUUCAUAAAACCUAAUUCAGUGAAUGUUCACAAUUUGGCAACUUAUUCUCUAAAAAUAAGUCUUAAUAUACAUUAUUACACAAUUUAAUCUGGUUUUAUCCGCAAAUGUAUCUUAUUUUAAUGACGUUUAAAUAUUUUUCAACUGUAAAACAAAACAAAAAUACAGAUUAAGAAGUUGCAGUGUAAAAGUGUGAGAAACGUGAUUAUUGUAGCUGUUGUUGGAGUGCUAAAAAUGCAAUAAACGGAGGCUGUGAAGCUGUUCCUAGUUUCUGAUUUGUUUAGUGCAAAUCCUGUAUUUCAUGCUCCGUUGCGAACAUUAAAUAUCUAGUGUAGGUUGGUCCACAAUAUUCAAACCCAUCAUGUAGAGUGAGGAUUUAACCACAUGCAGGUAGUGCUGCUGUUUUUGCGGUGAUCGCUGGUAUUGUGAAAGCUGUGAUUUAUUUGUGAUUGAAUGCCCGGUUCACGUUCAGGUCAUCCCUAUAGUUUGUGUUCUGCUUUGUAGUGUUUUAGAGGAGUGAAUUGUGAAUGGAUAGAUCAAGAGAAAAACAAGAAAAUGUAGAGGUUUCUAUAAGGCAUGAUUUGUGUGAAUGCCAAGUAUGUUUUGUAAUGUUUUCUUAUAUUAAUAAACAUUCUUUUUAAACCUUUUGAAA